Poecilia latipinna (sailfin molly) is the source of this 1127-nucleotide messenger RNA. It is a transcript of the gene capns1a, whose product is annotated as calpain, small subunit 1 a. Gene Ontology annotation, cellular component: calpain complex. Bases 140 to 790 code for a protein of 216 amino acids. Gene Ontology annotation, molecular function: calcium ion binding. The transcript has 11 exons. The record is from RefSeq and is a predicted model, not a curated record. Lineage: Eukaryota; Metazoa; Chordata; Actinopteri; Cyprinodontiformes; Poeciliidae.
UCCUGUCGCCUCCCUUAUUUUCACCCCUUCUGCGUCAGUUAAGGCGUGUUCACGGAUCCUGGUUCUUACUCACAUUUUUGGAAGUCACGCAAAGGCUCGGACACAGGACAAGUUUGUAAACCUCUCCAGCCACACGAAGAUGUUCUUUCUCAAAAAAGUUGUCGGUGGCAUCGUUGACGUUGUCAGCAACAUUGACCCCGAGCAGUUUGCGCCCUCAAAUCCUCCUCCUCCACGCCGGCCAGCCGUUUACGCAGAGCAGCAUGAAAACGACGAGGAGAAGCAGUUCCGCAGAGUCUUCCAGCAGCUCGCUGGAGAUGACAUGGAGGUGAGUCCUACUGAGCUGAUGAACAUCCUGAACCGGAUCAUCUCAAAGCAUGGAGACCUGAAGACGGAUGGCUUCAGCAUCGAAUCCUGCAGGAGCAUGGUGGCUGUCAUGGACUCGGACAGCACUGGGAAACUUGGCUUCCAUGAAUUCAAACAUCUGUGGAACAACAUAAAGAAAUGGCAGGGCGUGUACAAGCAGUUUGACGCUGACGGCUCAGGUCUCAUCGGGGCAGACGAGCUGCCGAACGCGUUCAAAGCUGCAGGCUUCCCCCUCAACGACCAGCUGUUCAAUAUGAUCAUCCGCAGGUAUAGCGACGAAAGCGGCAACAUGGACUUUGACAACUACAUCGGCUGCCUCGUGAGGCUGGAUGCAAUGUGUCGGGCCUUCCAAACCCUGGACAAAGACAGAAACGGCACUAUCAAAGUGAAUGUUCAAGAGUGGCUUCAGUUGACCAUGUACUCCUGAGUCCUGGAGAUGUCGCCCUCUUCCUCACCGGCUGGUUUUCUGAAAUGACUCCACUCUUUAUCUAAGCACUUCAAAAAUAUUUUAUCUAGACGUCCCCACAGCUUCCUGUGUUCCUCAUUAGUUAGGAGCGCAUGCAUGCAGUUUUUUUCUCCGAGUAAUGCAUGUAGGUCAAACCUGCAAGCAGAAUGGUCUCCAUACCUGCAGUGUAUUGUUCCAAGAUGGUCAGAUGUGUGGUGGAGGGUUGGUGGUCAUGCUAUGAAAAAUUGACAUUUUGCGAGAUAACUCUGCACUUUUUUUUUUUUUUUUUUUUGCAAUCAAAUUUCCUUUUCCAUAUCCA